AGUACUGUAUUUCUCAACCAUUUCCUCAAAAAAAAUUUUCCAUGAUGACCAAAACGUAUAAAUUAGAGAGAGAAGAAGAAAGAAGAGAGAGAAGAAGAAGAAGGAGAAGAAUGGGAGCCACGAAGUUCCAACAAAGGAGCAAUACUUUCAGGGAAAUUCUUGAAUGUUUCCGAAACUAUAGAUUUGAGGGAGGAAUUCUGGAAUUAAUAAACAACCAGAGGAGAUAUUCAAUAUGGCAACUAAGGCAAAUAUUACUGUUGGGUCCCAUGUUUGGGUGGAAGAUCCAGAUAUAUGUUGGGUUGAUGGGCAAGUGGUAAAAGUUAAUGGUGAAGAACUUGAAAUCAAAACUUCAAAUGGGAAGCAGGUUACAACAAGUCGAUCAAAAAUUUAUCCAAAGGAUAUGGAAGCCCCAGAUGGUGGAGUUGAUGACAUGACAAAGCUUUCAUACUUGCAUGAGCCUGGAGUGCUGCAGAAUUUAGGAACCCGAUAUUCACUUAACGAAAUCUAUACUUACACUGGAAAUAUUCUCAUUGCUGUAAAUCCAUUCCAAAGACUACCCCAUAUAUAUGAUAUUCAAAUGAUGAACCACUACAAAGGGGCAGCACUUGGAGAGCUCAGUCCUCAUGUUUUUGCACUUGGUGAUGUUGCAUUUAGGGCAAUGAUAAAUGAGGGUAAAAGCAAUUCCAUUUUGGUUAGUGGCGAAAGUGGGGCUGGCAAGACAGAGACUACUAAAAUGCUUAUGCGUUACCUUGCCUAUUUGGGUGGUCGUGCUGCUACAGAGGGACGGACUGUUGAACAGCAAGUGUUGGAGUCAAACCCAGUUCUAGAAGCUUUUGGCAAUGCAAAAACAGUUCGUAAUAAUAAUUCAAGUCGCUUCGGUAAAUUUGUUGAGAUACAAUUUGAUAAGCGCGGAAGAAUAUCAGGAGCGGCCAUCAGGACAUAUCUCCUUGAAAGAUCCCGUGUUUGCCAAAUUUCGGAUCCUGAGCGUAACUACCACUGCUUUUAUCUUCUCUGCGCAGCACCGAAGGAGGAAGUGGAGAAGUAUAAGCUUGGAGAUCCAAGAUCAUUUCACUAUCUUAAUCAAUCAAAUUGUUAUGAGUUAGUUGGAAUUAAUGAAGCACAAGACUAUCUUGCUACAAGGAGAGCCAUGGGCAUUGUUGGAAUAAGUAAGGAAGAGCAGGACGCAAUAUUUCGAGUGGUUGCUGCAAUUCUUCAUCUCGGUAAUAUAGAAUUUUCCAAGGGUGAAGAAAUUGAUUCGUCUGUUCCUAAGGACGAUAAGUCCAAGUUCCAUCUUCAGACAACAGCUGAGCUUCUGAUGUGUGAUCCUGUUGCUUUAGAAGAUGCUCUUUGCAAACGUGUAAUGGUUACUCCUGAAGAAGUAAUCAAGAGGAGCCUUGACCCAGGGGCUGCCACGACUAGCAGAGAUGGUCUAGCAAAGACAAUAUAUUCCCGCUUGUUUGAUUGGCUGGUGGAUAAAAUCAAUAAAUCAAUUGGUCAAGAUCCUAACUCCAAGUGUUUGAUCGGUGUCCUUGACAUUUAUGGUUUUGAGAGCUUCAAAACUAAUAGUUUUGAGCAGUUUUGCAUCAAUUAUACAAAUGAAAAGCUGCAACAACAUUUCAAUCAGCAUGUUUUCAAGAUGGAACAAGAGGAGUACACGAAGGAGGAAAUUGAUUGGAGCUAUAUUGAAUUUGUGGAUAACCAAGAUGUUUUGGAUCUUCUUGAAAAGAAACCUGGAGGAAUCAUUGCACUGCUUGAUGAAGCUUGCAUGUUUCCAAAGUCGACUCAUGAAACCUUCUCGCAAAAGUUAUAUCAGACUUUUAAGACUCAUAAGCGCUUCGUCAAGCCAAAAUUAUCACGUACCGAUUUUACCCUUGCUCAUUAUGCUGGAGAGGUUCAAUACCAAUCUGAUCAAUUUCUGGACAAGAACAAAGACUAUGUCGUCCCAGAACAUCAGGACUUGUUGAGUACUUCCAAAUGUUCUUUUGCAGCAGGCCUUUUCCCUGUACUUCCUGAGGAGACAACCAAGUCCUCGAAGUUCUCAUCUAUUGGUUCUCGUUUUAAGCUUCAACUGCAACAACUGAUGGAAACACUAAAUUCUACAGAACCACACUACAUCAGAUGUGUAAAGCCAAAUAAUCUUCUUAAGCCUGCUAUAUUCGAGAAUAUGAAUGUCAUGCAGCAACUUCGUUGUGGUGGUGUUCUUGAAGCAAUCAGAAUCAGCUGUGCUGGAUAUCCCACACGCAGGAAUUUUUUUGAAUUCAUUAAUCGAUUUAAACUUCUUGCUCCUGAAGCUGUAAAAGAGAACAAUGCUGAAAAGGUCGUCUGCUCAAAGAUCUUGGAAAAGAUGGGGCUAACUGGUUACCAGAUUGGGAAAACUAAAGUUUUCCUGAGAGCUGGUCAGAUGGCUGAGCUAGAUGCACGCAGAUCAGAGAAACUUAGCAAUGCUGCAAGGACCAUUCAAAGGAAAAUUAGAACUCAUAUUUCCCGUCAGUAUUUUCUUGCCUUGCGCAAUACUGCCGUUGUUAUACAAACGUCAUGGAGGAGAAAAUUUGCGUGCCAGGUUUUUGAAAAUUUGCGAAGAGAGGCGGCUUCCAUAAAAGUACAGAAGAACUUGCGUAGACACUUGUCCAGAAAAUCCUAUAAACGAAUGCAAUUGUCGGCGCUCACCUUACAAACAGGGUCAAGGAUCUUGGCUGCUCGCAAUGAGUUCAGAUUUAAAAAGCAAACAAAAGCAGCAAAAAUAUUGCAGGCUUUUUGGCGAUGUCACUUAGCAUAUUCAUACUAUAAGAAGCUCAAAUGGGCAGCUGUUCUUACACAAUGCAGGUGGAGGGGGCGGCUAGCUAGAAAAGAAUUGAGAAAGCUGAAGAUGGCUUCGAGAGAAACCGGUGCACUCAAAGAAGCAAAGGAUAAACUUGAAAAGAAGGUUGAAGACCUCACUUGGCGUCUACAACUUGAAAAACGUUUACGGACGGAUCUGGAGGAGUCCAAGCAGCAGGAAAUAGCAAAGUUACAAAAAUCCUUGCAAGAUAUGCAGAGUAAAAUUGAUGAGUCAAAUGACUUGCUUGUCAAGGAGCGUGAGGCUUCUCAGAAAGCAGUCAUAGAGGCAGCAUCUGUUGUCAAAGAAACUACAGUAGCUGUCGAAGAUACUGAAAAGAUUGACACUUUAAAUGUAGAGAUAGACAAUUUAAAGGCCUCGUUAGAGUCAGAGAAAGAAAAAUCUGAUGAGUGGGAAAGGAAGUAUAAUGAAGCUCAUGAAUCAAGUGAAGAGAAGCGUAAAAAAUUAGAAGAAACAGAAAGAAGAGUUCAUCAACUUCAAGAUUCUCUUAAUAGGCUUGAGGACAGACUUACCAAUUUAGAAUCUGAGAACAAAGUUCUUCGUCAACAAGCUAUAACCAUGGCACAGAAUAAUAAGCUUUUGGCAGCACGCUCUAGAUCAUUAAUGCAGAGAACUGAAAGUACAAGAAGUGUGGAACUGAGGAGUAGUACGUCCAUGAACUCAAGGGAUCCUGCCGAGGUAGAGGGGAGAGCACAGAAAGCACUUAAUGAGAAACAACAGGAGAAUCAAGACUUGCUCAUCCGAUGUAUAGCUCAGCAGCUUGGGUUCACAAAAGAUCGGCCUAUUGCAGCAUGUAUUAUAUACAAAUGCCUAAGGCACUGGAGAUCGCUUGAAGUGGAGAGAACAAGCAUUUUUGACAGAAUCAUUCAAACAAUUGGCCAUGCAAUAGAGGCUCAGGAUAAUAAUGACAUCUUAGCUUACUGGCUGUCAAAUACAUCAUCCCUGUUACUGCUGUUACAACGCACACUAAAAUCAGCAGGUGCAGCUGGAAUGCCCCCACAGCGGCGGCGCACUUCAGCUGGCCUCCUCGUGAGGAUGACCCAAAGUUUCCGCGGAAUUCCUCGGAAUGUGGAUCUUUCUUCAGUUGAUGGUGGAACAAAUGGUGGAAUUGAUGGCUCCUUGAACCAGAUUGAGGCCAAAUAUCCUGCAUUGCUUUUCAAACAACAGUUAACAGCCUAUGUAGAGAAGAUAUAUGGAAUGAUCCGUGAUAACCUUAAAAAGGAGAUAUCUCCUCAGUUGGGCUUAUGUAUUCAGGCGCCAAGAAAAGUGAACUCAGUUACUGUUGGUAGUCCAGCAGCUCAACAGACACUGUUUACUCACUGGAAAGACAUUGUACAGAAAUUAAGCAAUUACCUCAAUGUGAUGAAAACUUAUCAUGUGCCAUCAUUCCUCAUGCGGAAAGUAUACACUCAAGUAUUUUCUUUUAUCAAUGUACAGUUGUUCAACAGCCUUCUGUUGAGACGGGAGUGCUGUUCUUUUAGCAAUGCUGAAUAUGUCAAGGCAGGGCUAGCAGAAUUAGAAAAUUGGUGUUAUGAUGCUGCUGAAGAGCAUGCAGGUUCAGCUUGGGACGAGCUGAAGCACAUCAGACAAGCUAUUGGUUUCCUGGUCAUUCAUCAGAAGCCUCAGAAAACUCUAGAUGAAGUUAGUCACGACCUUUGCCCAGUGCUUAGCAUUCAGCAGCUCUACAGAAUCAGUACAAUGUACUGGGAUGACAAAUAUGGCACACAUAGUUUGUCUCCUGAAGUUAUAUCGAAUAUGAGAGUCUUAAUGACCGAAGAUUCAAACAAUGCUGUCAGUAGCUCUUUUCUACUGGAUGAUGACUCAAGUAUACCAUUUUCAGUGGAUGACUUGGCAAAGUCUACAGAGCAGAUUAGUAUCUCAGAAAUUGAACCUCCCCUUCUCAUUCGAGAUAAUGCAGGAUUCAGUUUCUUGUUGGAAGCAUAGGUCAUAUUUGAUGAUCAACCUCCAUUGUACUUUCCUUUCUCUCUUCUCCCUGAAGCUUCUGGAGGGUUUAUGGACUUAAUCUAAGAGAAGGAAAAAGAUUUUAGUGUAAGGAAUGUACAUUCUGCUCUCUCUGCUCUAUACGAAAAAUGCAGUCAUCGGUACUUUUUCGUUCUUAUUGGGGCGUGGCGAACUGGGUUACUUAAAUACAUCGAUGAGGGCUUAUCUACAGAGUCAUAGAACAAUUCUUGUUUCAGAUAAUUAGAUUGGUCAGUUUGCUUGAAUACUAAUCAAGAAUUUAGGAGGUUUUACGUACAGGAUUAGGACGAAAAAGUAUGGAUAAGUUAUCUCCUGAGAGAGGAAACUACAGUAUCUGUAUAGUAGAUAGAGACAUUAGCUCAUCUUCCAUGAAGAAAGUGCCAAAAUUUUGCUGCUUAUUUACUUGUCAUCUCAUGUAAUAUUUAUGUCACUUGUACAAGUACUGCUUGUGAAUUGUGAUAUUAGUUGAAUAGAGUUAUUCCACUUUGUAGUCACUGAUUAAUUGUGUUUAUACAUAUAAUGCAGUCUUGUAUGCUGCUUUUUUUUUUAUGUAA
Molecule: messenger RNA, 5370 nt
Organism: Beta vulgaris subsp. vulgaris (sugar beet)
Lineage: Eukaryota; Viridiplantae; Streptophyta; Magnoliopsida; Caryophyllales; Amaranthaceae
Product: myosin-9
Exons: 39
Coding region: 233-4780 (1515 amino acids)
Biological process (GO): actin filament organization; vesicle transport along actin filament
Cellular component (GO): myosin complex; cytoplasm; vesicle
Molecular function (GO): actin filament binding; microfilament motor activity; ATP binding
Source: RefSeq, a predicted model, not a curated record